Molecule: messenger RNA, 285 nt
Organism: Penicillium paradoxum
Lineage: Eukaryota; Fungi; Ascomycota; Eurotiomycetes; Eurotiales; Aspergillaceae
Exons: 2
Coding region: 1-285 (94 amino acids)
Source: RefSeq, a predicted model, not a curated record
AUGCUAUCCUUCCUUUUCUUUCUCACCCUGCAGGUGAUCCUACUGGCCGCUUGGGUCUCUGGCUACCUAGACCCAUAUCAGAAACAGCUACAAGAGCUCCUGUUAGACUAUAUGGGUGAAACCAAAUUAUCCUACGGAUUGAAGAAAAGCCUGACCGGCAAGAAACUCACCGAGGACCAGAAUCUAAGCAAGAUUCAAGAUCAACUCGGCGGCCAACUGGGUGGCGUGUUUGGCAAAGGGGGUCUAGGAGAGGGGAUUGGUUCUGUGCUGAGCAAAGGUCUCUAA